UCCGUAUUUAGUCUAUGAACCAUGUCACUUCAAAACCUUUAAUGCUUUUGUCAACUAUUGUGAGCAAUUGUGAGGAUAGUGAGGACGAGUAGUUAGUAUAUAGGAAAGCAAGUAAUGUAAUUAUCGAAGCUGCGGUAAUUUUCGUGUAAAAUGCAGUUGUAUAUUUGAUAUGAAUAUUUGUAGCAAACAUUAUGUAAGUGAGGUGCAGAAUGUUAGCAAGCCUUUCGUACGUGAUUUAAGGUGUAGGAGACAUUAAAAAUAAAAGGUGAACUUCUGUGAAAGAGAUUUCAGGGUGAAUUACAUUGCAGAUACUACAGGUCAUCUUGCUGCUAAGUUACGUGCAUCUGUCACUUCCUGACCACCAGCCAUUGACAGCUUAUCUACAGUUCAUCCUGACACAAGCUUAGAAUAACUAAGGCCGAGCACCAUCAGUAAAUGGCACUGAAAUGAUUCAUGCUCACACAAGGAUCUCACAAUGAGUAAUCAGGUAGUGCUAUCAGCAAAGCGUCGAGGACUUCCCAGUUCAUCAAGCUCCUCAGCUACGGCGACCAAUACAACAACUGUUUCGGCAGACCUGGCAAGUCUGUUCGAAUGUCCAGUAUGCUUUGAUUAUGUUCUGCCCCCAAUAUUGCAAUGUCAGAGUGGACAUCUCGUUUGCUCCAAUUGUCGGCCCAAGCUGACUUGUUGUCCAACAUGCAGGGGACCUUUGGGGAACAUUCGAAACUUGGCAAUGGAGAAAGUUGCGAGCACUGUUAUGUUCCCCUGUAAGUAUUCAACAUCUGGCUGUGCAGUAUCCCUUCUGCACACUGAGAAAGGGGAACACGAAGAAACAUGUGAAUUCCGGCCAUACUCCUGUCCCUGCCCAGGGGCCUCUUGCAAGUGGCAAGGUUCCCUUGAGCAGGUGAUGCCUCACCUUAUGAUGUCUCAUAAAUCGAUCACAACUCUUCAAGGAGAGGAUAUUGUGUUCUUAGCAACAGACAUCAAUCUGCCAGGAGCAGUGGACUGGGUUAUGAUGCAGUCAUGCUUCGGCCAUCAUUUUAUGUUAGUACUUGAGAAACAAGAGAAGUUUGAUGGACACCAACAAUUCUUUGCUAUAGUACAAUUGAUUGGAUCAAGAAAACAAGCCGAAAACUUUGCAUAUAGGUUAGAGCUGAAUGGCCAAAGACGACGUUUGACAUGGGAAGCAACACCAAGAUCAAUCCAUGAAGGAGUCUCAUCAGCAAUCAUGAACUCUGACUGUCUUGUAUUUGACACCAGCAUUGCCCAACUCUUUGCGGAUAACGGAAACCUGGGGAUCAAUGUGACAAUUUCUAUGGUCUGAUACUGGCAUACUUUGGACUUGAUGAUCACUGCCAGAGUAUUAAUAGUAUCACCUAUUGGUACACACUACCCAACAUGAAUUUUAUUUUUUGACAUUUUUGCAUAAUUAUGGAACAUAUGCUCACGGGUUCUCAUAUCAAGCAGUUAUAACAUUGCACAGAGAAGAAAAGGUGAUCAGUUGGUGAUUGACUAUAGUUGACCAGUUGUAAAUAACCAAUGACAUAAGAAUACAGAUAUUCAUUUUCUAGCAGUAUGCUAUAUAGUGUUAUGAACCACUUAUAGUUUAGGGAAUCAUUGUGUCACAUGAAUAUUGAAUGAUACUUAAUUUCUGUUCAUAUAUCUACAGCUAAUAACAGUGGUUACAGAGAGCUGAAAUAUUGAAAGAACUGGAUGUACUUUUAUUGCAUUUAAAUCUUUACAGGAAAACAUUAUUCUGUACCACAUUUAAAGUUCAGCACUCUUAAAGCACUAAAUAACAUUGUUGAGUUUCUUUUUUCAGGUGUAAUUACAUUUGCUAAAUCCAUGCAUUUGUGGCAGCUUCUCAUAAGUAUGAAAGUUGUUACUAUAGGAUUCUGACGAUGGUGUAUAACACACAGAGAUAUUGGGUUUUUGGACUUCAUCCAUCGUCCUGGUU
Cryptotermes secundus is the source of this 1954-nucleotide messenger RNA. RefSeq names its product E3 ubiquitin-protein ligase SIAH1A. The coding region runs from base 476 to 1321 and encodes 281 amino acids. NCBI's taxonomy places the organism in Eukaryota, Metazoa, Arthropoda, Insecta, Blattodea, Kalotermitidae. Gene Ontology annotation, cellular component: cytoplasm. The transcript has 6 exons. Gene Ontology annotation, biological process: proteasome-mediated ubiquitin-dependent protein catabolic process; multicellular organism development. Gene Ontology annotation, molecular function: ubiquitin conjugating enzyme binding; ubiquitin protein ligase activity; zinc ion binding. The record is from RefSeq and is a predicted model, not a curated record.